Messenger RNA from Saccoglossus kowalevskii, 958 nucleotides. RefSeq lists its product as uncharacterized. NCBI's taxonomy places the organism in Eukaryota, Metazoa, Hemichordata, Enteropneusta, Harrimaniidae. The record is from RefSeq and is a predicted model, not a curated record.
UUACAAAGUCGUUCAUCAGUUGCGUUGAUCGUGAGGUAGCACCGACACGAUAGUACACUGGGAUACGUACGCUGUCCACUUGAGCGAAGUCAUGGCGCACAAGACAAUUGAAUACGUAGGGAUACUUAUCCUCAUUGUUGUCAUGGCAGCCGAAGUCUAUACCGAUACUAUGGAUUUUACACUUAACCAUGCAGAGGCAAACAUGUUCCUGAAACCCCCGAGUCAUAAUGCAAAGCGAUGGGUAUUGGAACGUGAUUGUGAAGCUUCAAUGGAGACAUUCGAGCCACCACCGGAGCCACCAGUACCUCCGAUAGUGGAGCCGCCGAAUCCUUGUGAUAAUGUCACCCAUGUGAUCCCUGAUAAACCGUCGUUUGAGUGCCGGUUAAUUCGUUAUAAUCUCUGUAUGGACGCCAAGGAGUUGAUGAUGCACGUCGUCGUGAAGCUCGUCCACGUUAUCGAUGCAAUACACGACAAGUUAUUGUACGUGCUUUAUUUUAUCGGUCUUGUCCUAGAUUGGCUACCUACGGUCAAUCUUGACACCUGUCUGAGUGAUUUGGCUUGCGCCGGCUCCUGGUUACUUCGAUAUAUUCUGUGGGAUUUGUGCCUCGGGCCUACUUUAGAUUUCAUCCUUGCUCUUUGUUGAGAUACGUAAAUUUUAUCUGUCAAUUAUCGUUUCGUUGUUGAAAUUUCAGUCCGUUGAUUCAUGAAGGCUUCUCAUAUCGACCAACGGGCCUCGUUUUAAAUCUAAGACUUUACGCAAAACACCAACCUCAGAAGAUCAAUAUAGAACAAAUAAAUAAAAGAUAUUCUUUUUUUCAAAAUUGGGCUCGGGUUCUAUACCUUUUUCCCAAUACUUCACAGUCAAUGGAAAGUGUGUUGGAAAUAUUCAUUCUGUAUUGAUCUUUUGGUAGUUUUCCUAAAUACAAAAUAAAACACCCUCCGUAUACUAACAAAAUAA